Molecule: messenger RNA, 6469 nt
Organism: Salvelinus fontinalis (brook trout)
Lineage: Eukaryota; Metazoa; Chordata; Actinopteri; Salmoniformes; Salmonidae
Product: glycerophosphodiester phosphodiesterase domain-containing protein 5-like
Exons: 16
Coding region: 395-2134 (579 amino acids)
Biological process (GO): lipid metabolic process; positive regulation of neuron differentiation
Cellular component (GO): plasma membrane
Molecular function (GO): glycerophosphodiester phosphodiesterase activity
Source: RefSeq, a predicted model, not a curated record
ACAAUCUUGUGAGUUAUUUUGUUAGAAUUCCAAUGAAAAUUCACUUCGGACAUUGUGAUUGGAAAUUAUCAUUCUCGGUGCGCCUGCGUCUGUAGUUUAUGUACCCUAAAUGUUAUAUUUUGUCAUUAGAUGGUUUGCCGACAUAACCUGAAACCUAAUUCUCGCGAACCAUAAACUUUAGCGAAUUAUUUGAAGUCGGAAGAACCUGCAAUAACUUCAACUAGGGGACAAGUAUCGGUGUACUAUCACGGGAAUAUGGCUAUGGCAUAUAUAUCUAAUAGGCUACCUAGUUUUAUAACUUUUGCUUUGGAGAAGAUACGCAGUCGUGGAGGGAAGUGUUCCCUGUUCAGUGUGGGAUGCUAGCGGACCGGUGGCGAGCCGAGGCUGAAGGAGCAUGGUGAAGCACCAACCCUUGCAGCAGGUCUAUGAGAAGCAGCUGUGUUUGUCCUUCCUCACUGGGAUCUAUGGCUGCCGCUGGAAACGCUACCAGCGUUCCCAUGACAACAGCUCCAAGUGGGAAUGUGCAUGGUUCAUCAUCUUGUGCAGCACCUUCUCCCUGCUCCUCUUCUGGGCUUACUUCUGGUUGGAGGCCCACAAUGACUACAACCAAUUCAACUGGUUACUAUACAACCGUUCUGGGGAAUGGAAGGACGGCACUGUCCCCAUUCUCGCAACCACCGCAGUUGGCUUUAGUUACAUAACAUUUUUAAUGAUUUUAGCACUCUGUCAUAUUUCACUGGGACAGCAGCUGAACCUCUACUGGAUCCACAAGAUUAGUGUGUUGGCUGCCUUGAUCACCACUGUCAGUGGUGUGGUCUCCAUCAGUGACGUGUGGGGGGACGAAUGGGACAUCAUUCUUAUAUCGCUACAGUCCACAGGUCCUUUCCUGCACAUAGGAGCUCUGGCUGCUGUCACAGCGCUGGGUUGGCUGGUCGCUGGACAUGUGAUCCGUGCAGGGAGAACCAAGUUCCACUUGAUUGUGCUGCUUGUCUACCUGAGUGUCCUGCUGGUCCUCUACAUGGCUCCCCUUGCCAUCACCUCACCCUGCAUCAUGGACAGGAACAGCCUCAAACCUCGACCUGAUGUCAUUGGAAGACGGGGGGCUCCUAUGCUGGCUCCAGAGAACACACUGAUGUCCUUCAACAAGGCCCUGCAACAGGGGGUCAGCUCCCUGGAGGCCGACGUCUCCGUCAGUCUGGACGGGGUGCCCUUCCUGAUGCGAGACCGCACCCUGAGAAGGACCACUAACAUCGCCAAGGUCUUUCCAGACAAACAGCACGAGGACGCCUCUCUCUUCAAUUGGACAGAGAUUCGCUCUCUAAAUGCGGGGCAGUGGUUUUUGGAGAGCGACCCCUACUGGACGGUUGGGUCUCUGACAGGGAGGGACCGGAACCGAAUGGGGAAUCUGACAGUGUGUAGCCUGGUAGAGAUGCUCCGCCUGACAGCCAGGGCCAACCGCUCAGCCCUGUUAAACCUCCAUAGACCUCCCCCAGAACACCCACACUACAAGACCUGGAUCAUGGACACCCUGUGGGCCGUCCAGAGGUCUGGGAUAUCACAGAAGAGGGUGACGUGGACCCCGGACACAGACAGGGGCCGUGUCAGGGGGCUGCAGCAGACCUCCUUAGAGAAACUGUCAGUGGAGGAGCUCAGACACAGGGGCAUCAGCAGCCUCACCCUGCGCUACUCACAGGCCAGUAACAAGGACAUUCAGGACUUCCUGGUGAACAACAUGAGUGUGAUGGUGUACCCGGUGAAUGAGCCGUGGCUCUACUCAGUGCUGUGGUGCAGCGGAGUGCCUUCUGUCUCCUCCGACGCCCCCCAGGUCCUCCGCAAGGUGCCCUACCCCAUCUGGCUCAUGAGCCCAUAUGAAUACUGCUUAGUCUGGAUCACCUCAGAUCUUGUCUCCAUCGCCAUAGUUACAGGAAUAUUCAUCUUUCAAAAAUGGAGGAUGAGUGGCAUGCAGAACUACAACCCAGAGCAGAUCAUGCUGAGUGCUGUGACACGCCGGCCCAGCCGAGACGUCAACAUCAUGAAGGAGAAACUCAUAUUCUCAGAGGUAAGCAAUGGAGUAACCAAUACAGAUGAACAUUUAUAUCCAGAGAAUGGCUAUGACAUUGGGCAGUACAAGUGAGCUGUGUCUGUAUACCUGGAGAAUGGCCUGGACAAUGGGCAGUUCAGAUGAAUUGUCUCUAUAUCCUGAGAAUGGCAAUGCAAUGCGCAGUACAGAUGUGUUGUCUCUGUACCUGUUUGAGCUGGUUGUGCCAACUACACUUAUGACGACAUCACACGGAGACUGCAACAGACAGAAUCACAAUGGCUGCUACUUUAAACUUAGAUGUUUCCGCCAACAUGUUAGAACUUUGAACUUCUAAAAGUUGUGAAUGUUCAAUGUUUUGAAGACUGUUGAUCUACUUGCUGGAGUGACCUUUUUAAAAGUUGUAUUUCAAGCUCUGAAGGAUCAUGGGAUGUUUUUUCUUCUCAACUUUUUGUAAAUAUGACUUUUGUUUUUCAGUUAUUUUCUUUUCCCUCUGAGAGGAUUGUCAUGGUUUGGUGUUCUAAAUAAACGGCUCAAAAAAAUAAAGGGAACACUAAAAUAACACAUCCUAGAUCUGAAUGAAUGAAAUAUUCUUAUUAAAUACCUUUUUCUUUACAUAGUUGAAUGUGCUGACAACAAAAUCACACAAAAAUGUAUCAACCCAUGGAGGUCUGGAUUUGGAGUCACACCCAAAAUUAAAGUGGAAAACCACACUACAGGCUGAUCCAACUUUGAUGUAAUGUCCUUAAAACAAGUCAAAAUCAGGCUCAGUAGUGUGUGUGGCCUCCACGUGCCUGUAUGACCUCCCUACAACGCCUGGGCAUGCUCCUGAUGAGGUGGCGGAUGGUCUCCUGAGGGAUCUCCUCCCAGACCUGGACUAAAGCAUCCGCCAACUCCUGGACAGUCUGUGGUGCAACGUGGCGUUGGUGGAUGGAGCGAGACAUGAUGUCCCAGAUGUGCUCAAUUGGAUUCAGGUCUGGGGAACGGGCGGGCCAGUCCAUAGCAUCAAUGCCUUCCUCUUGCAGGAACUGCUGACACACUCCAGCCACAUGAGGUCUAGCAUUGUCUUGCAUUAGGAGGAACCCAGGGCCAACCGCACCAGCAUAUGGUCUCACAAGGGGUCUGAGGAUCUCAUCUCGGUACCUAAUGGCAGUCAGGUUACCUCUGGUGAGCACAUGGAGGGCUGUGCGGCCCCACAAAGAAAUGCCACCCCACACCAUGACUGACCCACCGCCAAACCGGUCAUGCUGGAGGAUGUUGCAGGCAGCAGAACGUUCUCCACGGCGUCUCCAGACUCUGUCACGUCUGUCACAUGUGCUCAUGUUCUCAGUGUGAACCUGCUUUCAUCUGUGAAGAGCACAGGGCGCCAGUGGCGAAUUAGCCAAUCUUGGUGUUCUCUGGCAAAUGCCAAACGUCCUGCACGGUGUUGGGCUGUAAGCACAACCCCCACCUGUGGACGUCAGGCCCUCAUACCACCCUCAUGGAGUCUGUUUCUGACCGUUUGAGCAGACACAUGCACAUUUGUGGCCUGCUGGAGGUCAUUUUGCAGGGCUCUGGCAGUGCUCCACUUGCUACUCCUUGCACAAAGGUGGAGGUAGCGGUCCUGCUGCUGGGAUGUUGCCCUCCUACGGCCUCCUCCACGUCUCCUGAUGUACUGGCCUGUCUCCUGGUAGCGCCUCCAUGCUCUGGACACUACGCUGACAGACACAGCAAACCUUCUUGCCACAGCUCGCAUUGAUGUGCCAUCCUGGAUGAGCUGCACUACCUGAGCCACUUGUGUGGGUUGUAGACUCCGUCUCAUGCUACCACUAGAGUGAAAGCACCGCCAGCAUUCAAAAGUGACCAAAACAUCAGCCAGGAAGCAUAGGAACUGAGUGGUCUAUGGUCACCACCUGCAGAACCACUCCUUUAUUGGGGGUGUCUUGCUAAUUGCCUAUAAUUUCCACCUUUUGUCUAUUCCAUUUGCACAACAGCAUGUGAAAUGUAUUGUCAAUCAGUGUUGCUUCCUAAGUGGACAGUUUGAUUUCACAGAAGUGUGAUUGACUUGGAGUUACAUUGUGUUGUUUAAGUGUUCCCUUUAUUUUUUUGAGCAGUGUAGUAUGCUAUUAUAAGACUGAAUUCACUCUCAUGAUAAGUAGUGUGUGUCCUCCUAUCGAUGUGUGAAGGACAUUUUGCAUCAUUGGGAAUGUACACUGUUCUUGCAUUGUGGUUAUACAGGUAUGCACAUGAAGGGCAUUCAAUAGUCAACGUAGUCCAUGUUGCAAUCAUAUUUUCUCUGCCUAUUCUGUCAUGCCAUGAUUGGUUUGCUUUAGGUUGAAGUUAUUAUAUCCUUAUCUCUUCACGUGGCUGCCUUUUUGUAAAGUAGUUUCUAGGUAUGUUACAAUAAGAGUCUGUUACAGGGGCAGUGUGUUUCAGUACUUAUAUUGUUAUAUGACACAACUCCUAUAAAUAGUAUUUCAGGAACAGAACCAGUCAAAAGUUUGGACACACCUACAGUACUCAUUCCAGGUUUUUUUCUUUAUUUUUACUAUUUUCUACAUUGUAGAAUAAUCAAAACUAUUAAAUAACACAUAUGGAAUCAUGUAGUAACCAAAAAAGUGUUAAACAGAUCAAAUAUAUUUUACAUUUGAGAUUCUUCAAAGUAGCCACCCUUUUCCUUGACAGCUUUGCACACUCUUGGCAUUCUCUCAACCAGCUUCAUGAGGUAGUCAAUUAGAAUGCAUUUCAAUUAACAGGUGUGCCUGGUUAAAAGUUAAUUUGUGGAAUUUCUUUACUUCUUAAUGCAUUUGAGCCAAUCAGUUGGGUUGUGACAAGGUAGGUGUGGUAUAUGGAUGAUAGCCCUAUUUGGUAAAAGACCACGUCCAUAUUAUGCCAAGAACAGCUCAAAUAAGCAAAGAGAAAUGACAAUCCAUUAUUACUUUAAGACAUGAAGGUCAGUCAAUAUGGAAAAUUUCAAGAACUUUGAAAGUUUCUUCAAGUGCAGUCUCAAAAACCAUCAAGCGCUAUGAUGACUGGCUCCCAUGAGGACCUUUGCUGCAGAGGAUAAGUUCAUUAGAGUUACUAGCCUCAGAAAUUGCAGACCAAAUAAGUGCUUCACAGAUUUAAAGUAACAGACACAUCUCAACAUCAACUGUUCAGAGGAGACUGCGUGAAAUAGUCCUUCAUGGUCGAAUUUCUGCAAAGAAACCACUACUAAAGGACACCAAUAAGAAGAAAAGACUUGCUCUGUCUUUGUGAGUUGCAAAGUAGGUGAACGGAUAAUCUCCGCAUGUGUGGUUCCCACCGUAAAGCAUGGAGGAGGAGGUGUGAUGGUGCUUUGCUGGUGACACUGUCAAUGAUUUAUUUAGAAUUCAAGGCACACUUACCCAGCAUGGCGACCACAGCAUUCUGAAGCGAUACGCCAUCCCAUCUGGUUUGCGCUUAGUGGGACUAUCAUUUGUUUUUCAACUGGACAAUGACUCAACACACAUCCAGGCUGUGUAAGGGAUAUUUGACCAAGAAGGAGAGUGAUGGAGUGCUGCAUCAGAUGAUCUGGCCUCCACAAUCCCCCGACCUCAAUCCAAUUGAGAUGGUUUGGGAAGAGUUGGACGGCAGAGUGAAGGAAAAGUGCUCAGCAUAUGUGGGAACUCCUUCAAGACUGUUGGAAAAGCAUUCCAGGUGAAGCUGGUUGAGAGAAUGCCAAGCGUGUGCAAAGCUGUCAUCAAGGCAAAGGGUGGCUACUUUGAAGAAUCUAUAAUAUAAAAUAUAUGUUUAUUUGUUUAAAACUUUUUGGAAUACUACAUGUUUCCAUAUGUGUUAUUUCAUAGUUUUGAUGUCUUCACUAUUAUACUACAAUGUAGAAAAUAGUAAAAAUAAAGAAAACCUCUUGAAUGAGUAGGUGUGUCAGAACUUUUGACUUGAACUAUAUGUGGAUCAUAUGUGGAAAUAAAGCAAUAGAUGUGUCCCUUUAUCUUGGGGAAACAUGACCGUGUAGUUGUACAUCAUAUACUAUGGAUAUUUUGGAUUUUAUUUUUACCUUUUAUUUUUACCAUGUGCAAAUGUACUUACUGUAAUUUUUAAAGUGUUUCUAGUCGAGUUUAAACCCCAUAAUUGUGUGAGUUGGCAAAACAGGUAUAUUUUUAAAUUGCAGUGUUUCACAGAUCUGUUCCUUAAAAGAGUCAUGAUUGUGCUAUUAUAAACGUUUCUCCAUUCAUUAUAAAUGGCACACUGCUAACAACAGAAUGGUCAAAUCUGUUCAGUUUAGGAUUAUACAUUUAGGAAUAAAUAGGCCUGUGUUGGAUUAGGCCCAAUCCAGGAUAUAUGGUGUUUACUGAGAGAUUUGGACAACACUUCCACCAUGUGGACUCCUGCUCUGAAGUAAGGGUGGAGUGAUGUACCUCUCAGAUUUCCAUCUGAAAUCAGCGACUUGCUUAAAUAAAGAAUGUAAAUGUA